This is a messenger RNA of Ochotona curzoniae (black-lipped pika), 1697 nucleotides long. RefSeq names its product LIM homeobox 5 (gene LHX5). Bases 379 to 1587 code for a protein of 402 amino acids. NCBI's taxonomy places the organism in Eukaryota, Metazoa, Chordata, Mammalia, Lagomorpha, Ochotonidae. Gene Ontology annotation, cellular component: nucleus. Gene Ontology annotation, molecular function: RNA polymerase II transcription regulatory region sequence-specific DNA binding; DNA-binding transcription factor activity, RNA polymerase II-specific. The record is from RefSeq and is a predicted model, not a curated record. The transcript has 5 exons. Gene Ontology annotation, biological process: regulation of transcription by RNA polymerase II; neuron differentiation.
AGACAAAGAUGAGGAUCCGGACCGCUUGAAAGUGGGGGAAAGUGCCGGCGCCUCCGACACCGGGGAAAGCCGUUCGGCAGAGCCGAGGCGGCCAGCCACCCAAGACACCUGAGGGAGCCCGGAACGAAGGCCGGGGCGCACGCGGCCUGGGGCAUGAGGUCGUGAACGCCGCCAACCCCACAGCGCCGGCCAGCUCCGCGCCGCCGGGCCAGCGACCGCCCAAGGACUUGACCGGCUGAGUCUUGGUCCCGACCAGACUCGCCCAGCGGCUGCCCGAGAGCAGAGGCGAGGAGCGCACGCCGCAGCAGGGCCGAGAGGCCCGAGGGCCGGGGGCCCAGAGGGAGGGCAGGGCGGCGGGAGCCGCCGGGCCGGGGGGCUAUGAUGGUGCACUGCGCCGGGUGCGAGCGGCCCAUCCUCGACCGCUUCUUGCUGAAUGUGCUGGACCGCGCUUGGCACAUCAAAUGCGUUCAGUGCUGCGAGUGCAAAACCAAUCUCUCGGAGAAGUGCUUCUCGCGCGAGGGCAAGCUUUACUGCAAAAAUGACUUCUUCAGGCGCUUCGGCACCAAGUGUGCGGGCUGCGCGCAAGGCAUCUCGCCCAGCGACCUGGUGCGCAAGGCUCGCGGCAAAGUCUUCCAUCUCAACUGCUUCACCUGCAUGGUGUGCAACAAGCAGCUGUCCACGGGCGAGGAGCUCUAUGUCAUCGACGAGAACAAGUUUGUGUGCAAAGAUGACUACCUGAGCUCAUCCAGCCUCAAAGAGGGCAGCCUCAACUCAGUGUCAUCCUGUACGGACCGCAGCUUGUCCCCGGACCUCCAGGACCCCCUGCAGGACGACCCCAAGGAGACGGACAACUCGACCUCGUCCGACAAGGAGGCGGCCAACAACGAAAACGAGGAGCAGAACUCGGGCACAAAGCGGCGUGGCCCGCGCACCACCAUCAAGGCCAAGCAGCUGGAGACGCUCAAAGCCGCCUUCGCAGCCACGCCCAAGCCCACGCGCCACAUUCGCGAACAGCUGGCGCAGGAGACCGGCCUGAACAUGCGCGUCAUCCAGGUGUGGUUUCAGAACCGACGGUCCAAAGAGCGCCGGAUGAAGCAACUGAGCGCCCUGGGCGCACGGAGACACGCCUUCUUCCGGAGUCCGCGACGCAUGCGUCCCCUGGGCGGCCGUUUGGACGAGUCGGAGGUGUUGGGGUCCACCCCAUACACCUAUUACGGAGACUACCAAGGUGACUACUACGCGCCCGGAGGCAACUACGACUUCUUCGCGCACGGCCCGCCGUCACAGGCGCAGUCCCCGGCCGACUCGAGCUUCCUGGCCGCGUCGGGGCCCGGCUCGACGCCGCUGGGCGCCCUGGAGCCGCCGCUCGCCGGCCCGCACGCCGCAGAGAACCCCCGGUUCACCGACAUGAUCUCGCACCCGGACACGCCGAGCCCCGAGCCGGGCCUUCCAGGCGCGCUGCACCCCAUGCCGGGCGAGGUGUUCAGCGGCGGGCCCAGCCCGCCCUUCGCCAUGAGCGGCAGCAGCGGCUACAGCGGACCCCUGUCGCACCCCAACCCCGAGCUCAAUGAGGCCGCCGUGUGGUAAGGCUGCCUUCCCGACGCGGCCUCCCGAAGCCAAAAUGCCCAGCAACGUGGACGCGGCGAGAGACGCAGGGGCUCCCUCUGGGGGGGCUUCUCUCUUGGGUCCGCACUCGA